Molecule: messenger RNA, 2226 nt
Organism: Kalmanozyma brasiliensis GHG001
Lineage: Eukaryota; Fungi; Basidiomycota; Ustilaginomycetes; Ustilaginales
Product: Nuclear fragile X mental retardation-interacting protein 1, conserved domain protein
Exons: 1
Coding region: 1-2226 (741 amino acids)
Biological process (GO): box C/D snoRNP assembly
Cellular component (GO): nucleus
Molecular function (GO): RNA binding; metal ion binding
Source: RefSeq, a predicted model, not a curated record
AUGUCUGGUCGGCCAUCGACCCGCGGUCACGUUCGCGGCGGAGGCGGCAGAGGCGAAAGAGACGGGCCAAGCCGUGGCCGAGGUCGUGGCCAAGGUCGCGGAAGAGGCACCUUUGCUCAGCAUCACCAGCCUCGCGACUCUGGCUACGCUGCAAGACGACAUCACGACGGGCCAGGAGUAGGCCUUGCAAGCCAGUCCCACGGCUCGCUGUGCUGCGACUACGUUGACGAGAAUCCACCGUCUUCUUCGGCCGACACAGCGGCGACGCCGUUCAAAUGCAACUUUCGCACGCACUCUCAUUUGGCCCUCGUGCUUCACAAGGCGGAUCGACAUCUGAUCUACCCGGAUGGCGGCGUCGAUGAGCUCAAGCGACUCGAUCCGAUGCUGAUCGCCGAACAGCGCGAACAGCAGCGUCGAAUGCGCCAGAAUCAGCGGCGUCAACCACAUCCUCUACCAAAUCGACCGCGUAGACCAUCUAUCGGGGAGAAUGAAGACGAGGAUGAUGGCGCAAGUGACGGAUCAGAAGAGGAUGACACCGACUCGGACGACAGCGAAGAUGAUGAUACCGAAGAUGACUCUUCCGACGCCGACUCACAGCCUGUCCAAGCACCGCAGAGCAAGGCACAAGACAGCGCUCGUGUUCUCGACGGACCCGCUGAUGCCACCAUCUCUGGGCUCAACAUUCAGCUCGACUCGCCCGAGCUCAUCGCCGAAUGGAUCAACCAGCGCAAGAAGCGGUGGCCAACACAAUCAGUGGUACAGGAGAAGCUCAAGGAUCGACAGGAAAGACAACAGAGAAGCGAGGCUAUCUACGGUCCUCGUCCCACUCCCUUCGGCAAACGUCCACGAGAAGACGCGGUGAGCUCCAGACCAGUCGCAAGCGAACAAGCUGCAACCAGCUCCGUUGAUGCUGACAAGAGGCAGAGGAUAGAUGUCAAAGCCGACACGGGCGCUGCACCCGCCGAGAAUGCCGAUCCGGCGGGGGAUGAUGACAGCGACUCGGACGACGACGCUCCAGAAGAGGUUUCAUCGAAAGUAGCCGUGCCUUCGCUCGAAGAAGAGGCGUCCGUAGCUUCACCGCAUACGCGCCCCGGCCAACCGGAAGACAGACGACCCAUCUGCACCCACUUCCUGCAGGGUCGCUGCAACUACGGGGAUCGCUGCAAGAAGCGACACGACACUGCACCAAAGGCAUCAGCCGUGAGCUCUUCACACUCUCAGCAGCACCAAGCAGCCAAGACGAUGCGUCGUCCUCAUCCUCGACCGCCACCGACCAACCCCUUCGAUCAGCCUGAUCUGCUCCGGCAGCUUCUCCGCAACGAGAUCGAGAAGCAUGUUGACGCUGUGGGACAGGCAAUCCGGUUCAUCGUGGACAACGAUAUGCUCCUGCACGUCGAAACCGAGGAAGUGCAGGCAGAGGAGCAACGCGAGAGGAGGGCGAAGAUCCAGAUCGUGUCUGCCGAUGUUGAGGAUGCCGCUCAGCCUAAGGACGAGUCAAACCAAGAGCAAACAGCGCCAUCGUCGACGAUGAUAGAAUCGCCAUCCAUCAACGAGCCCUUGAUAGCAGGCGCUUUAGCGGUGACCCAGUCGCAGUCGGAUGAUACGAACAGACCAGGUCGGUCUUCGCUUUAUCAACGUCCUUCUCCCACUCUUCGAGCACUUUCCGAGCUCACGUACCCACCCGAGCCCGAUCCGCUCAUCUACCUCGACCCUCUCCGUCGGGACGACCCAAAGCCUCUUCUCCCCUCCCAGCUCGUCCGCAUCGCCAAGGACCCCGUCAUCCGCUCUGUUCUCACCCCUUCAACGCCACUCCACCCCCACGGCCACAAACCCGCCUCGCUGGAACGUGCCGUCAUCUCCCUUGACGCGCUCCCUACCGACCUCUAUCGCAAUGCCGCGAUCGAGAUGAUCCUCGGCAUCGCCUCCAACGCGCCACAGCAACACAGCGGUGGCCUGGUGGUGACCUCGAAAGAUGGCAGGCGGAAAGUCAGCGAGACAGAUCUGUUCAGGAUGGGACUGAGGGUGGGCGGAGAUGAGGUGCUAGCGAUCAAGAAGCUCGCCGAUCGACUGAGUGUUUUGCUGGACUCGAGCUUGCAGCUGGACGAGGUGGGUGAGAGCGACUGGGCGCUCCUAACGGCCGAACAGCGGGAUGAGAUGCGGAAGUUGCAUUACGAAAGGGAGGCGGAUCGGUUGGACCGAUUGAGGAAGUUGGGGAUCGACGUGUGA